AUGUCGGAAGAAUUGACCAAAAAAACCGAAGACUUGUCUUUAGAAAACGACCACACCGUGUUGAGCAGCAAGGAGGAGUUCACCGCCAAGCACCCCUUGAACACCAAGUGGACCUUGUGGUUCACCAAGCCGCUGACCUCCAAGAACGAAAACUGGUCCGACUUGUUGAAGCCCGUGAUCAGCUUCGGCUCCGUCGAGGAGUUCUGGGGCAUCUACAACUCCAUCCCGGUCGCCAACCAGUUGCCUGUCAAGUCCGACUACCACUUGUUCAAGGAGGGAAUCAAGCCCGAGUGGGAGGACGAGCAGAACGCCAAGGGUGGCAGAUGGCAGUACACGUUCUCCAACAGAAGAGAGGUGUUGCCCGUGAUCAACGACUUGUGGUUGCGCGGGUUGUUGGCCGUCAUUGGCGAGACCAUUGAGGACGACGAGAACGAGGUCAACGGUAUUGUGUUGAACAUCCGUAAGGGUUUCCGUGUGGCGGUGUGGACCAAGGAUUGCGACCUGGAGAAGUUGAAGGUCAUUGGCGAGCGGUUCAAGAAGGUGUUGAAGUUGCCUGAUGACCAGAAGAUUGAGUUCAUGUCGCACGACACGUUCAACAACAAGGGCGAGGCCCAGCUUUCGUUGUAG
Molecule: messenger RNA, 627 nt
Organism: Australozyma saopauloensis
Lineage: Eukaryota; Fungi; Ascomycota; Pichiomycetes; Serinales; Metschnikowiaceae
Gene: EIF4E
Product: translation initiation factor eIF4E
Exons: 1
Coding region: 1-627 (208 amino acids)
Biological process (GO): translational initiation
Cellular component (GO): eukaryotic translation initiation factor 4F complex; cytoplasm
Molecular function (GO): translation initiation factor activity; RNA 7-methylguanosine cap binding
Source: RefSeq, a predicted model, not a curated record